Priceomyces carsonii is the source of this 1941-nucleotide messenger RNA. RefSeq lists its product as uncharacterized. Bases 1 to 1941 code for a protein of 646 amino acids. The record is from RefSeq and is a predicted model, not a curated record. The transcript has a single exon. NCBI's taxonomy places the organism in Eukaryota, Fungi, Ascomycota, Pichiomycetes, Serinales, Debaryomycetaceae.
AUGGAUCGCUCAACAAAAGCGGCUGAGGAACAAUUAGUUAAUGGUGCUGAUUCGCUGGUGUCUCCCUUGUCUAGGAUACGUCUUACGAAAGCUCCGUCAGCUAUGGCUGGAGCGAGAGAUGACAAUUCAAACUCUGAGAAGGUAAAAUGGAGUUCUGAAACUGUCAAGGAAGGAGAUGAAAAGCUGAGUGGAGAGCAAAGUGAACUGAAUCAUAGUCCAACGAAGGACGGUUUUAAUGUUGAUAGAGAUAUAAGCCAACCUCGUGAAUUAGGAGAGACAAUUGAUAUAGAUGAUACAGACAUAAAAAAGGCAGGAAAUUUAACAUCAAUCCUUCUAGAUACUAGAAAAGUACUAAGAGCCGACUGUAAUGUUGUAGAACCGAUGAAAAACAAUAAUGGAGAAGGGAUUUGGAAAGACAAAGACGUAUUGGCCAGCAAGUUUAGUCCAUCAAGGAGUACGCUAACUAGGGCUGAAAGGAUCAAAUCAAUGAUUGCACUAAAAUAUCUUUAUAUUCAGAGAAUUUACGACUGGAAUGAACAAAACAAGUACUCCAAUGAGCAUCCCGGCGUUGAUGGCGUCUACAAUCCAUUGCAAAUAAUCCGAAAUAGAAAAAUAAGAAAGAAAUACCAUGAGUAUCCGAAGCCAUUGUCAAUCAGCACCAUACCUUUGGCUUCUAACGUCUUCAGUUCUCAUAACGGCAAGAAUAAUAAGAAACCAUGGAAAUGCAUAUGGGCAAUUGAAUUGAAUGAACUUUUGAGCGACCUGAGUUGGAGAUCAUUCCACUGGCAUGAGCUAAAGAAUGCCAAAGGUAACUUGUGGUUUCCAUCUUCAUCAGGCUCCUCAGAUAUUGCUUCCAAGUCAAAGUCGAAGGAAAGAUUACAUAAGUUGCAUGAUAAACUUUUCAGCGAGGAAGAUAUUACAUCCCGUAGAUUGAGCAGCAAUCAUCUGUCUACGACCAGUACUGACGAAGAGUACAAGGCUCAAAGUUCUAAAAGAAGUAAAGCAUCUGACAAGAAGAAUAAAUCACGAUCAUCCAAGAAGUCUCAUAGCGAUUUUUCUUCUCCUAGCCAAGACGAAUCCGACGAUACUAAAGAAGGUAAGCAAUCCUCGAAGGAGAGGACUUUCAAAGGAGAUAUCCCGCUGGCUCUUGAAGAAUUGAAUACCUCAACUGAGGGAAAUCUGACUGAGAAUAACGAACCAGAAGCACCACCAUUAAUUAAGAUUGAUGAUGCCUCAGAGAGAGACAUAAAUAGCGUUUCCAUACGUCCACUUGAAAAAAGACCUGGAGAAGAGGUCGCUUCGAAAGAGAAAGAAAUAUUAAAGCCACAUGUAUCUGUGGAUCCUAAUGACGAUGAAGUUGUACAGUUGGAGAGGGAAUUGACAUUUCUUGCAAAAAUCUUAGACUUGAAGAUAAGCUAUAUGGUUACACUGUAUCCACAGCUAAUGGAAUCUACAAAUCUGAAAAUUAAUAACAUUAUUGAGAAAAAGAUAAAUCAAAUCAUGAAACAAUCAGCUUUCAUUAACGAUGAGUGUUUACCUGCGUACGAAGAACUUUACUCCACUUUAUUAGAUGAAGUUAAAUCUAUUCUUCAUUUGGCAAAUGACAAUUAUGCUGUUAAAAUAGACAGUUUGUUGAGCAAAAGUGAUAGAUCAAUUGGAGAGAUAAAUACGUCAUUGUCAUUGGACCUUAGAAAAUUCAGUGAAAGGCUUGACAAGUUAAAUUCUUCGUUAUUUAGAAAUAUAGUGUCAGACACUUUGAGGGAUAAUGAUUUAACUAUGAAAUUGAACGAAGGUGAUAAACAUGCAAUCCUAUAUUAUAUCUUAGAAAAUUUAAUAGUGGUGAUGUUGAGAAUAGUCUGGAUAGUCGUUACAUUUUAUAAGAUAAUCUUAUAUAUUUUGAUGGUGUUUUGGAGAAUUAUCAAACUUAUAUUUUCUACUUAA